AGGAAAAGAUUCUUAGAAGCAAAUAAGUUAUUUUUGAUCUCGGUUUAUCAAAAAACAUGGAUUUUGUGCACAGUAUUGUGUUGCCUUUUUUAGUUCUAUCAUUUGGGCAAUUUAUAAUGGUCAGCCAUGGAGAGACUUUGAGAAAAUAUACUGGGAUCAUUGCAGUAGAAAAUGGGCAGGCCUGGGGCUCAUGGGGAAAACGGCAGAUGUGUCCCGAAGGGACGUUUGCUACAGGAUUUAGCCUGAAAGUUGAACGGUCAGUAGGAGAUGGGGAUGACACAGCUUUAAAUGGAAUUGCUCUUCACUGUUCUAAACCCCUUUUGGGAGGGGUACCUGCACAUUACACUACAAUCUCAUCUUCUGUAGGAAGCUGGGGAACUUGGACACAUAAAAAUUGGUGUUCUAUUGGAGUGAUGCACUCAUUCCAGCUGCUUGUAGAAUCUCAGCAAGGACAUGGUGAUGAUACGGCUGCUAACAACAUAAGUUCAAAUUGUCCUGGAACUGGUAUUUGUGGAAUCCAAACGAAAGUAGAACCACCGCAAGGUUCAGGAGAUGACACUGCUCUUAAUGACGUCCGCUUUUAUUGCUGCUAGCCAAGCAGGAACUGAUGAGAACAUCAACAUGAACAUAAAGCAUGAGGCAUAAAAUCUUUUUCUGUGCAUAUGUUUUUGUUUGUUUGGUUGUUGUUUUUUAUGUCAAUUUUCUAAAUGCUAGUUGAUUUAAAUACAUUAAUUUAAAUAUAUAUCGUUGUAUAUUUAUAUGAUUACAAACCAGUCAGUGACUGAAACUGUCAGAGUCAUAGUUUAAUCCAGGAGGUUUCAUUAGGUCAAUAUAAUGUUUGCAAUAAGAGUUUCAAAGCAUAAGCAACUUGUUCAAAGUAACAAACUUGAAUUAAAUGUUAUAAAACUGUUACUCUUCCUCUCAGUGUUCAAUUAGUGAUAAUUGUGU
This is a messenger RNA of Silurus meridionalis, 948 nucleotides long. RefSeq names its product vitelline membrane outer layer protein 1-like. The record is from RefSeq and is a predicted model, not a curated record. NCBI's taxonomy places the organism in Eukaryota, Metazoa, Chordata, Actinopteri, Siluriformes, Siluridae. Bases 57 to 593 code for a protein of 178 amino acids. The transcript has 5 exons.